Molecule: messenger RNA, 1467 nt
Organism: Nicotiana tabacum (common tobacco)
Lineage: Eukaryota; Viridiplantae; Streptophyta; Magnoliopsida; Solanales; Solanaceae
Source: RefSeq, a predicted model, not a curated record
AUGUAUCUGAUGAUGAAGAAAGCGAAGAAGAUUUACUUGGUGAUAGAGAAGACACUGAUGAUGCUUUUGAAGCUUGAGAAGCAAAGACGGAUGAGGUUCAACAUGACAGGAAUUGGACGAGGCAAAGGUCGAGGUGGAACUGGCCGUGGACGUGGCCAUUUUCAAGGAAGUAGCAAUUCUGGAACGAUGUCUCAGCCACAAUUGCAGCUAAGGGGAAAUACCAGAUCAUCCCUAUAUACAGGAGAAUUAACUAAUCCUUGUCAAGAACCUAUAGAGACAGGACAAAUAUCAAGCAACCCUAGGCAGAGACCUUCUGUUGAGACAGUUUCAUCAAGAAAUCUGGACAGAAAUGCAUAUCCUUCUCUAGAAGCUGAAAGUGGUAGUGCAAUUUCUUCCAGGAACAAAAAGAGAGGAAGAGGAAAAUAUAAAUCUAAAACUGUAGAUAUUAAAACUAAGUACGGCGGAAAAAUCACAAUUAUGAUUCCAGAUGACAUUGAUAGAGUAGUAGGUGAUGGGAAAAGAGAUAUUGUUAAUUACUGUGGUUUGAUCAUGAGGAGCACUAUCUCAUUCCGGGAUGGGAAUUGGCAAAAGAUUGUUUCAAAAUAUGGAGAAACAAUGUGGUUAAAGGUUAAGGAUAAGUUUGAAGUUCUUGGCAGUGUGCGAGAGCAUGUGCUGCAAGCUUUUAUCAUCAGUACUAUGCAAUGGCUUUUUAGAGCAUGGAAAGCUCGAUUGAGCAGUCACUACUCUCGCCACAUUGCUGAUGGAAAUAUAUUAUCUCAUCGACCUGAAGAUGUAGAGCUCGAGGAUUGGAAAUACCUAGUAGAGUAUUUUGAAAGUUCUGAAUUUAAGGUUGUAAGCGAGAGAAAUAGAAAGAAUAGUGAAAAGCAGAUAACUAAGCAUGCUUGUGGUACAAGGUCUUUUGUAAAAGUAGAGGAAUCGACAAAAAAUCCUGCCACCGGAGAAAAAGAAAGACCAGAUCAAGUCUGGGAGAUCCAACAUACACGUAAAGAUGAUAAUGGAGAAAUUGGCCAGCUACAGGAACUAGUGGCUCAACAACAAUCUGAAGAGAACGAGCAUCUCAUGACUAGAGAUGAGAUUUUAUCCUCUGUUCUCGGUGAGAGAAUAGGCUAUGUUCGUGGUAAAGGGUACGGAAAGAAGCCUCCAAAAAAGAGUCACUUUGAAGCAGCAAACUUAGAGGCUAGUGUGUCUUCUGCUAUGGCAACUGUGCGUCAAGAAAUGCAAGAAGAAAUGCAAACUGAGAUGAGUCAAAAGUUGCAAGAAGAACGUGAACAAAUGGCUGCCGAAUUAAAAAGAAACAUGGAACAAGAAUUGCAAAGGAAGUUGGAAGAGAAACUUGAGCACGUGAAUGUGGAAGUAGACAACCGGAUCAGUGUAGAAGUAGCCAAGAGGAUUCAAGAACAACUGGCUUCUAUCAUGACUGGAAUGCAACAGGCGAUCUACUCUUAA